CCAUGAUGGAUGACGAGCUGUCUGCCUUGGUAGUGGACAAUGGGUCAGGGAUGUGCAAGGCAGGUUUUGGGGGUGAUGAUGCCCCUCGGGCUGUGUUCCCAUCCAUGGUGGGGCGUCCCCGACACCAGGGGGUGAUGGUAGGCAUGGGCCAGAAAGACUGCUACGUGGGAGAUGAGGCCCAGAGCAAGCGAGGCAUCCUGACCCUGAAGUAUCCCAUUGAGCAUGGAGUGGUCACCAACUGGGACGACAUGGAGAAGAUCUGGUACCACACUUUCUACAACGAGCUCCGUGUGACGCCAGAUGAGCACCCCAUCCUUCUCACGGAGGCCCCUCUGAAUCCAAAAAUCAACCGGGAAAAGAUGACUCAGAUCAUGUUUGAGGCCUUCAACACACCGGCCAUGUACGUGGCCAUCCAGGCUGUCCUGUCCCUCUAUGCUUCAGGACGGACCACAGGCAUCGUGAUGGACUCUGGGGACGGAGUCACUCACACCGUGCCCAUCUACGAAGGCUAUGCCCUGCCCCAUGCCAUUCUGCGUCUUGAUCUGGCAGGCAGAGACCUGACUGAUUACCUCAUGAAGAUCUUGACCGAACGAGGUUAUAACUUCACCACCACAGCUGAGAGAGAAAUCGUGCGUGACGUCAAAGAGAAGCUGUGCUACGUAGCUCUGGACUUUGAGCAGGAGAUGGUGAGCGCAGCUGCGUCCUCUUCGCUGGAAAGAAGCUAUGAGCUUCCCGACGGGCAGGUUAUCACCAUUGGGAAUGAGCGCUUCCGAUGUCCAGAAGCCAUUUUCCAGCCUUCCUUUCUGGGCACUGAGUCCAGUGGAAUCCACGAGGCAACCUUCAACUCCAUCAUGAAGUGUGACGUGGACAUCCGUAAGGAUUUGUACGCCAACACCGUGCUGUCUGGGGGCAGCACCAUGUACCCAGGCAUUGCUGACAGGAUGCAGAAAGAAAUCGUAGCCCUGGCCCCGAGCACCAUGAAGAUCAAGAUCAUAGUUCCCCCAGAGCGCAAGUAUUCGGUUUGGAUUGGGGGCUCCAUCCUCGCCAGCCUGUCCACUUUCCAGCAGAUGUGGAUCAGCAAGCAGGAGUAUGACGAGGCCGGCCCUCCCAUCGUUCACAGAAAGUGUUUCUGAACGGCUUUCCAGGUGAAGGGGCUUCUGUUUUUCUCUUCUCGAGGUUGCAGUAAAGAUGCGACUCUCAGCCACUAGAAUUAAGGUAAAUGGUCUGCUCUCCCCAGUGCGCACACCAGCAACUCUACCUCUCCAUCCCAGCGUCCUGGGCUGUGGUCCAGGUAAUCAUAUUAG
This is a messenger RNA of Octodon degus (degu), 1304 nucleotides long. It is a transcript of the gene Actbl2, whose product is annotated as actin, beta like 2. Gene Ontology annotation, biological process: cell motility; axonogenesis. Lineage: Eukaryota; Metazoa; Chordata; Mammalia; Rodentia; Octodontidae. Gene Ontology annotation, cellular component: NuA4 histone acetyltransferase complex; membrane; axon. Gene Ontology annotation, molecular function: protein kinase binding; nucleosomal DNA binding. The coding region runs from base 3 to 1133 and encodes 376 amino acids. The record is from RefSeq and is a predicted model, not a curated record. The transcript has a single exon.